Molecule: messenger RNA, 315 nt
Organism: Orbicella faveolata
Lineage: Eukaryota; Metazoa; Cnidaria; Anthozoa; Scleractinia; Merulinidae
Source: RefSeq, a predicted model, not a curated record
AUGAGACUUUGGCUCGUCAUUGCUGUCGUGUUGGUACUCAUUCAGUGUCAGAAUGUGCUUAGCUGUGGUGGGGGUGGCAGUGGCGGCGGCGACGGCGGAGGAGGAGGUGGUGUGCUUAGCUGUGGUGGGGGUGGCAGUGGCGGCGGCGACGGCGGAGGAGGAGGUGGUGGUGGUGAAGCCGGCGGUGGUGGUGGUGGAGGCGGAGGAGAUGGCGGCGCCGGCGGCGGUGUAAAUAUACAACGUGGCUUCUGUGAGGAAUCGCGAUACGCUUGGUCUAAACAGGGAUUCGAAAAAAAUUGUUCAAACCUUCACUAA